Molecule: messenger RNA, 2130 nt
Organism: Hirsutella rhossiliensis
Lineage: Eukaryota; Fungi; Ascomycota; Sordariomycetes; Hypocreales; Ophiocordycipitaceae
Product: dolichyl-phosphate-mannose-protein mannosyltransferase domain-containing protein
Exons: 6
Coding region: 1-2130 (709 amino acids)
Biological process (GO): protein O-linked glycosylation via mannose
Cellular component (GO): endoplasmic reticulum; membrane
Molecular function (GO): dolichyl-phosphate-mannose-protein mannosyltransferase activity
Source: RefSeq, a predicted model, not a curated record
AUGGCAGCUAGUUCACCGCCUCCGGGCAGCCUGCGGCAGCGCAAUGUCGGGUCCAAAAAGACGCGCCCCGACUCGCCCGGUUUCGCCCCCGAGGAGGAACUCGACAAGCUCUCCAAGGCCAUCACGUCCAAGACGGCCGUCGCCUUCGUCACCCGGUUCUGGGGCAUUAGCCAUCCCGACGAGGUCGUCUUCGAUGAGGUUCACUUCGGAAAGUUUGCCUCCUACUACCUCGAGCGUACCUACUUCUUCGACGUUCACCCGCCGUUUGCCAAGCUCUUGUUUGGCUUCAUGGGCUGGCUCGUUGGAUUCGACGGCCAUUUUCACUUCGAAAACAUUGGCGACUCCUACAUUGCCAACAAUGUCCCAUACGUGGCAUUCCGUUCGCUGCCCGCUAUCCUCGGCGCUUUGACCGUGUCUGUCACGUACCUCAUCAUGUGGGAGUCUGGCUACAGCGUCCCUGCCUGCAUCGUGGCCGCCGGGCUGGUUCUGCUGGACAAUGCUCACAUUGGCCAGACCCGCCUCAUCCUCCUUGACGCCACGCUGGUGCUCGCCAUGGCCUGCAGCCUGCUCUUCUACAUCAAGUUCUACAAGAUGCGUCAUGAACCGUUUGGCAGAAAGUGGUGGAAGUGGCUCAUCCUCACGGGCUUCGCCCUCUCGUGCGACAUUUCGACAAAGUACGUGGGCCUCUUCGCCUUUGUCACCAUUGGCUCCGCCGUCGCCAUCGAUUUGUGGGACCUGCUGGACAUCAAGCGACCGGGCGGCGCCAUCAGCCUUCCCGAGUUUGGCAAGCACUUUGCCGCUCGCGCGCUUGGCCUCAUUGUCUUGCCGUUCCUUUUCUAUUUGUUCUGGUUCCAGGUUCACUUCACCGUCCUGUCGCGCUCCGGGCCCGGCGACGACUUCAUGACUCCCGAGUUCCAGGAAACACUGAGCGACAAUGCCAUGCUGGCCAACGCGAUUGACAUUCACUAUUACGACGCCAUCACCAUCAGGCACAAGGAAACCAAGACGUACUUGCACAGCCACGAUGAGCGCUACCCGCUGCGAUACGACGACGGCCGUGUUUCCAGCCAAGGCCAGCAGGUCACCGGGUACCCGCACAAUGACACCAACAACUACUGGCAGGUUCUCCCGCUCAAUGAUGACAAGCAGACUGGCAGGAACGUCAAGAACCACGACCUGGUGCGGCUCAGGCAUCUGGUCACUGACAAGAUUCUCCUCUCUCACGACGUGGCGUCUCCCUCCUAUCCCACGAAUCAGGAGUUCACGUGCGUGUCGCUCGAGGACGCAUACGGAAGCAGGGCGAACGACACACUCUUCGAGAUCCGCAUCGAGCACGGCAAGGACAAUCAAGACUUCAAGUCGGUUGCUGGCCACUUCAAGCUCAUCCAUAACCCCAGCAAGGUGGCCAUGUGGACUCACACCAAGCCCCUGCCCGAAUGGGGCCAUCGGCAGCAGGAAAUCAACGGCAACAAGAACAUUGCGCCCAGCUCCAACGUGUGGAUCGUCGAGGAGAUCCCGACGCUCGGCGCCGACGACGCGCGCCGCGAGAAGCCAGAACGCCAGGUCAAGUCGCUCCCGUUCCUCGCCAAGUGGCUCGAGCUGCAGAGGGCCAUGUUUUACCACAACAACAAGUUGACUAGCAGUCACCCCUAUUCCAGCCAGCCCUACCAGUGGCCGUUUCUGCUCCGCGGCGUGAGUUUCUGGACCCAGAACGACACGCGCCAGCAGAUUUACUUUGUGGGCAACCCGCUGGGCUGGUGGCUCGCGAGCAGUCUCCUUGCCGUGUUUGCGGGCAUCAUUGGUGCCGACCAGGUCUCUCUUCGACGGGGGAUCGAUGCGUUAGAUCAUCGCACCCGCUCGCGACUGUACAACUCGACGGGCUUCUUCUGGCUGGCGUGGGCCACGCACUACUUUCCAUUCUUCCUGAUGGGUCGACAGCUCUUCCUGCACCACUACCUCCCCGCGCACCUUGCGUCGUGCUUGGUGACGGGUGCGCUCAUCGAGUUCAUCUUCAACAGGUUCGCAGGGCAGAGCAUGAAGGGCGCCUGGAUUGCAUGCGUGGUGAUCCUGGCGGCGGCCACGGUGGCGCGACGCAAGUGGCUCGGGUUCGACUUGCAUUUCGCCAAAUGA